This is a messenger RNA of Arabis nemorensis, 270 nucleotides long. The record is from the annotation of a GenBank genome assembly. Lineage: Eukaryota; Viridiplantae; Streptophyta; Magnoliopsida; Brassicales; Brassicaceae.
AUGAUGGGUCUUGAGAAGUGGUUUGCUUUGUUGUACCCAAGAGUGCAUGAAGGAAGAAGAGAGGAAGAAUGCUGCAGUGUGUGUUUGAUGAGAAUGGCGGAAGAAGAUGUGAUCAAGUCUUUACCUUGUUCCCAUGAGUUCCAUAGUCUUUGCGUCGAAACGUGGUUCCAUGUUAGCCGGAAGAUCUGUUGUCCACUUUGCCGUUUUUCGCCCGCCACUAUCCUUCUUACCGAUGAACUUUUCCUCUGGUUCUCUUCUUUCCAUUUCUGA